Paramormyrops kingsleyae is the source of this 2086-nucleotide messenger RNA. Its product is annotated as twist-related protein 2-like. The record is from RefSeq and is a predicted model, not a curated record. Gene Ontology annotation, biological process: developmental process; regulation of transcription by RNA polymerase II. Gene Ontology annotation, molecular function: protein dimerization activity; RNA polymerase II transcription regulatory region sequence-specific DNA binding; DNA-binding transcription factor activity, RNA polymerase II-specific. Lineage: Eukaryota; Metazoa; Chordata; Actinopteri; Osteoglossiformes; Mormyridae.
CACCCCACCUCGCGUAAUUGUAUACAGUAACUGCGACACUAGAGGUUGCGAUAUGUUUCGUUGCUAAUCUGUCACCAUCAUGAAGGCCAACUUUUUCAUCAUAUUAAAUCCCAGUGCAACUGCGUGGGGAGGCGGCCUUAAAGCGGCGUUUUACGUGCAGUUUACUCAAUAUUUAAAUCCACAAAUUUGUCGGUUUACCCGAUCUAUGCACCGCAUUCAGCCACUUUCGGGUUUUCAUGAUUAACAUAUCAAUAAACAAAUUCCGUCUAAAACGAUGAAUCCGUUCAGUUUCAAAAUAAGUCAUUACAGAUCCAUCUCAAGUAUUCAAAUAGUCAAGCUAGCUUUUUCCGCUAAUGAUUUACCAUUGAACUCAGCCUACAUUAAUGUAACCUAACUGGCUUUUUGCGGUUAGUUUAAGCCUACUAGAAAUGCAAAUUGUUGCAAUUAAAGUAGCGUGUUCUACCGUGUUUCGUUAAUGUAGGCAUAUACAUUUCCCUGAACUGUACAAUUAUUCAGUUUAUUUUAAACAUGACAACGAAAGUGCGCGACUUAGUGAAACCUAAGACUUGUCCCUCCUGUUUAUUGGCGGGCCAAUGGCAAGAAGCUGUGAACAACCUCCUCCGUGCACUCUGCUAUUUAGUAUCUGAAAUUGGGAUAAAGUUUCCAAAUAAAUAAUAACAGAGAAAAACUUCCCUCAUACGAAAAGUUAUGUAAGAUUAGAAUUUCAUUUGAGAUGUGAACAUCAUAACAGAUAAACGGGAGCAAGGACACGGCAAUUUAUUAAAAUCUGCCUGGACUUUAUUAUUGAAAUAAUCUCCAAAUCCGAAUUCAAAGUGGAGACGCGUUUUUACUGCGUUCCUGAGUUUCCUUUACAAAAGAGGAAUGGAGGAAAGUUCCAGCUCCCCGGUCUCCCCAGUCUCCCCGGUGGAUAGUGAGGAGGAGGGAGACAGGCAGCAAAAGCGGCUCGGCAGGAAAAGGCGACCCAGCAAAAAACAGUGCGAGGACAGCAGCCCCGUUUCGAUUAAGCGGGCCAAGAAGGCGAGUCCGAGUCGCACGCACUCCUACGAGGAGCUGCAGAACCAGCGGAUUCUGGCCAACGUCCGAGAGAGGCAGCGGACACAGUCGCUGAAUGAAGCCUUCGCGUCCCUGCGGAAGAUCAUCCCGACGCUGCCCUCGGAUAAGCUCAGCAAGAUACAGACACUGAAGCUGGCCUCUAGGUACAUAGACUUCCUGUACCAGGUGCUGCAGAGCGACGAAAUGGACAGCAAGAUGUCCAGCUGCAGCUACGUGGCUCACGAAAGGCUCAGUUACGCCUUCUCGGUGUGGCGGAUGGAGGGAGCCUGGUCCAUGUCGGCGUCCCAUUAGCCGUCGGAGACGCUCAAUCGUUUACUUCUGUGUCAGAAGAUACAGAAGGAUUUAUCGAAGAACCCACGAACGCCGAGCGUUAAGGACGAGAAAUGACUGGAUUUAAAUUGAACGCUCGGUGCCACGUUUUCUAUACAGCUCUGCACCACAGUAUUACAGCGAGUCAAAUUAUCUUCCUCAGGACCUACCCUACUUCACCGAAACUUUUUCAUUCAGGAAAAUAUUGUUUUUCUCCGGGAUCUCUAUCUUUUGCUUUAAAAAUGAAAUUUAUGAGGAUUUUGUACCUACCUGUGUGAGUACAUUUUGAAGGAAUUGGUUGAAAUUGGAAUAGGCCCAAUGCAUUCUUGAGGAAUGUGAUGCAUGACAUGAAAAAAUAGACAACAUUAAACCUUCUUCAGCAAUACUGCCCUGUUCCGUCCAUUGUAAAAAAAAACUGCAUUAUUAUUUAUUGAAUCAAUCGUUUUUUGAAAAAGCUGAGAACCGUGGAUUGUUUCACAAUGAAAUUGAAGAGUGUGCUCAUUUUCCGAGUUUUAAUCAUUUAAUCUGUAGGCCUAUUUAAAAGUCGAAGAAGGAAAGACGAUUAUGCCUUACAGAACCGAUAUGGUUGGUCUGUAUGCGUGUGAAAACACAAACCCCUUUUCUGUACUUUAGAGCAGUGUUUGGUGCCAAACUGUCAAUCCUUAAAGAUGUUGGAAAAAUAAAUACAUUUUAUUUUGCCUAA